CAGAGAUCGAAUACUUGCGUCUAUCCUCCUCCCGGAAGUAUAUCACCUGUGGCUUCGUGUCCUAAAGUUUGGAUCUCUCUUCGUUAUUUUUUUUUUUUUUUAAUUUCUUUCUCGUGUCGUUCCCCAUCAGAUUUCGACAAAAUUGGAUUUCCUCAACUUUCGGAUCAAACAAAUAUGUUCUGUUGGAUCGACUUAAUCGUCGUCAUCGUUCGACUCUGUUGUUAAAUCAAUGCUCCAAAAUGAAGCAAUUUCAGCCAUUGCAGAACCUUAAUCAAUCGCAGAGGACAGCCCUCGCUGGGGUUUUCGUGCUCCUUCUUCCGAUUUUCUCCCCGAAUCUCUUCAGCCCUCUUGGUCGCACCUUUCCUUCUCUCUUCUCCGAAUGGAAUGCCCCAAGGCCUAGACAUUUGCGCCUACUCCAUGGCGCUCUUGAUCGACAAAUCUCCAUCAGACAACAAGUGGAGUUAUGGUCUCCCUUGGCAGAUCAAGGUUGGAAGCCUUGCACUGAAUCUUAUAGAGUGUCUCCCUUGCCGGAAAAGUCUCAGGGGUUUCUUCAGGUAUUCCUUGACGGCGGACUAAACCAACAAAGAAUGGGGAUAUGUGAUGCGGUUGCUGUUGCCAAGAUAUUGAAUGUGACACUUGUGAUUCCACGCCUUGAAGUCAAUCCUGUUUGGCAAGAUUCAAGUUCGUUCGCAGAUAUAUUUGAUGUGGAUCACUUUAUAGCUUUCCUUAAAGACGAGGUGCGGAUUGUUAGAGAGCUGCCAACACAGUACUCCUGGAGCACCCGUGAUUAUUACGCUACAGGUAUUCGAGCUACUAGGAUUAAGACUGCGCCUGUUCAUGCUUCUGCAGAGUGGUAUGUGGAGAAUGUCUUGCCUGUUAUUCAAAGUUAUGGCAUCGCUGCUGUUGCCCCAUUCUCUCACCGUUUGGCAUUUGACAAUUUGCCUGAAAGUAUACAACGGUUACGCUGUAAAGUGAAUUUCGAAGCGUUAAACUUUGUUCCUCAUAUUCGGGAGCUAGGUGACGCUCUUGUGCAUCGACUCAGAAAUCCUCCUUCCAGCUCUCAAACAUCAGGAACUAUGGAUCCAACAGACAGAAUAAACACCAUUGUAAAAGCUGGAGCUGGAAAGUUCGCCGUGCUGCAUCUUCGUUUCGAUAAAGAUAUGGCUGCUCACUCAGGCUGUGACUUUGGAGGUGGUAAAGCAGAAAAACUGGCGCUGGCAAAAUACCGCGAGGUGAUUUGGCAAGGAAGGGUCUUAAACUCACAGUUCACAGAUGAAGAGCUAAGAAACAAAGGGCGUUGCCCGUUGACACCGGAAGAGAUUGGUUUGCUGCUUUCAGCUUUGGGUUUCAGUAACAACACCCGCAUAUAUCUAGCUUCACACCAGGUCUAUGGAGGAGAAGCAAGAAUCUCGACACUGCGUAAACUGUUCCCUGUAAUGGAAAACAAGAAAAGCCUAGCCUCUGCGGAGGAACUGGCUGGCGUAGAAGGGAGAGCUUCUCUAAUGGCUGCAGUCGAUUAUUACGUGAGUAUGAAGAGUGAUAUCUUCAUCUCUGCAUCUCCCGGGAAUAUGCACAACGCGUUGCUUGCCCAUAGAGCAUACUUGAAUCUGAAGACCAUAAACCCCAACAUGAUACUGUUAGGACAGGUUUUAGUGAACAAGAGCUUAGAGUGGUCUGAGUUUGAAGGAAGAGUUUUGAAUGGACACAAGAAUAGGCAAGGCCAGCUUCGUCUACGCAAGCAGAAGCAGUCAAUUUACACUUAUCCAGCUCCUGAUUGCAUGUGUAAAGUAGCUUAAAAGUUAAAACUUUCCCCCUGAUUGUCCCCAAUAAUUACUGAUUCUUUGUUUUCCUUGUCAUACUCGAUUCAGUAAAUUUAAAGUUUGAGGUUCUUAUGUCACA
This is a messenger RNA of Eutrema salsugineum, 1899 nucleotides long. RefSeq names its product O-fucosyltransferase 31. The record is from RefSeq and is a predicted model, not a curated record. Lineage: Eukaryota; Viridiplantae; Streptophyta; Magnoliopsida; Brassicales; Brassicaceae. Bases 240 to 1796 code for a protein of 518 amino acids. The transcript is spliced from 8 exons.